Molecule: messenger RNA, 1340 nt
Organism: Sander lucioperca (pikeperch)
Lineage: Eukaryota; Metazoa; Chordata; Actinopteri; Perciformes; Percidae
Product: alpha-1-antitrypsin-like protein CM55-ST
Exons: 6
Coding region: 84-1280 (398 amino acids)
Biological process (GO): negative regulation of endopeptidase activity
Molecular function (GO): serine-type endopeptidase inhibitor activity
Source: RefSeq, a predicted model, not a curated record
UGAUUGACUCUUUGUCCUUUAAAGAGGGCCGGAGAUUCAGUUCUGGUGAUCUCUCUCAAUCCUCACAUCCAGAAAAGUUCACAAUGAUGAUGCGUGCAGCCGUGGGUCUCUGGGUCUUAUCAGCGGUGACCUGCGUCAGCAGCGCCAACAGUGUCUCCCUGGUGAGCGAAGCAAACGAAGCGUUUUCCUUCCGACUCUACAGGCAGUUAGCAGCUCACGCUGACUCACAGGGAAAGAAUAUCUUCUUCUCCCCGGCUAGUGUGUCGGCUGCCUUGGCUAUGUUGUCCGUGGGAGCGCAGGGAGAGACGCACCAUCAGCUUUUCAGUGGUCUGGGUUUCAACAGCUCCCUCCUGACGCAGACCGAUGUGGACCAGGCCUUUCAGACGUUGCUCCAGAGGGCCAACAACACAUCUCAGGAGGACGCCAGCGAAGGGACCGCCAUGUUCGUGGACGACUACUUCAAGCCGAAACCAGAGUUCCUGCAGACCCUGAAGCAGUCGUACUUCGCAGAUGGGUUCAAUGUGGACUUCAACAAAACCACAGAAAGUGCUGAUGCCAUCAAUAAGUACAUGGAGGAGAAGACCAACGGGAAGAUUGACAAGCUGGUGGAAGACGUGGAUGCAAACACAGUCAUGUAUCUCAUCAGCUACGUCUACUACAAAGGAAAGUGGGCGACUCCGUUUGACCCUGAGCUCACCAAGGAAGACGACUUCAAUGUGGACGAGAACACCAAGGUUCCAGCCGUCAUGAUGAAUCUGGAGGAUACUCUCCAUGCCUAUCAAGACCAGGAGCUGAACACAACGGUCCUUCAGCUCCCCUUCAACAGCUCCUACUAUAUGCUGCUGAUGUUGCCUGACAUCAUGGUAACACUGGAGAACGCCAUCUGCCCGAACCACGUCACCAAAUGGUUGAAGGCUAUGAGCCCCAGGAGAUAUAAUGUAGAUAUUCCAAAGUUCUCCAUCAAGACUUCCUACAAACUGAACGAUGUGCUGUCAGAAAUGGGAAUGACAGACAUGUUUGGUGAUCGUGCAAUUUUUACUGGGAUUUCAGAGGAGGAAGGACUGUUUGUCUCGGAUCUUGUGCACCAAGCUACGCUGGACGUGGAGGCUGAAGCUGAAGCCGAAGCUGCAGCUUCCACACGCAGCAGCAGCAUUGAACUGACGACCGCCCUCCCGGCCCCUAUCCCUGUGAAAUUCAAUCGUCCAUUCAUGGUCAUCAUAACUGAAAGUAACACAGAAAAAAUCCUGUUCUUAGGCAAGAUUAUCAACCCAAUCAUCUGAUGGAUCAUCACUUUGUUUCCGCGAGCACAGCUGUUGCAUUUCAUAUAAAGAAGUAAAAAA